GGGUUUUGGGGGGGAGGGGAAUGCAGGGCGGGGAGUUGUUUGACCACAUAAUACAGAAAGCAAGGCUCUCCGAGUCGGAGGCCCGCCGCUUCUUUCAGCAGAUUGUCUCUGCUGUAGAACACUGCCAUGAGCACCUCAUUUGCCAUCGAGACUUGAAGCCAGAGAAUGUCUUAUUAGAUGAAAACCUCAAUGUAAAGGUUGGGGACUUCGGCCUCUCGAACUUCAUGAGGGAUGGGGAGUUUUUGAAGACAUCUUGCGGCUCACCAAAUUAUGCUUCUCCUGAAGUUGUCUCUGGAAAGGCAUAUGCGGGCCCCGAGGUGGACGUGUGGUCCUUCGGGGUGAUCUUAUACGCUCUCCUCUGCGGGUCUCUUCCCUUUGAUGACGAGCACGUACCGAAUUUGUUCAAGAAAAUUAAGCACGGCAAUUUUACAUUACCUGGUCAUUUAAGUUCUGGUAGUCGUAGUUUAUUAUUACAAAUGUUAGUUGUUGAUCCAAGCAAACGUAUACAAUUAAAAGAUAUAAAAAAACAUCCAUGGUUUGAGGAAAGACUUCCUUCUUAUCUAAGAAAUCUUAAACCCUCCAAUUUAUCAGGAGGACCACCAGAUGCACUUGUACUUAAUCAGAUGGCCAAGUUGGGCUAUGAUGUAAGUGACCCCUCUAUCUUCUUACGAGGACUCGUGGGGUUUCCAAGGAGUAGAGAGGCGGUUGCCUAUCAGCUUCUUUCCGAUCGUAGAAGGAAACAGAUUGCUCUUUCAGGAGUGGUGCCGGAGGAACCUCCCACCUUCCCUCCCAGUGUGCUGCGGCGUCUGAGCCUCCGCUGCUGCGGGAGAGCGUCUUCAUGUGCAGCAGCAGCAUCUUUGAUGUCGUUGCAGCAGCAGCUGGCGGGUCACGUGCCUGGCACCACCAGCAGCAGCUGCAGCGGCUGCAGCAGCGGCAGGUUGGGGGUGCCAGCACCAGCAGCAGCUACAGCAGCUGAGUCGUCCCCUGAGUGCCGCUCCCCUAGUGGUGGAGGGUCUUGGGCUUCUGCGCGGUGGAAGUUAGGAAUAGAGGCGGCUUUUGAUGCGCCUAUCCUUAUCACAGCUAUCCUUAACACCCUCAAAGCCUGCGACUAUGAGUGGCAUUUAGUCUCUCAAUAUAAACUCCGUUGCCGCCCGCUGCGUUCGGCUCAGCAGGACUCUUCGCAGCAGCAGGCUGCCUCGAACAGCAGCAGUAGCAACAGCAACAACAGCAACAACAACAGCAGCAGCAGCAGCAGCAGCUGCAGCGGUGCAGAGUUUGCAUGCGACACGGAGGAUAUCAUCUUGGCUGUUCAACUUUUUAAAGUCGGAAGUUGUCGAUAUGUCAUCGACGUACAACUCUUCGAAGGAUGUGCCAUGGUGUCAAUAUCGGAGGCGCUGUGGGUAACAUCAGCAAUAUACUCGGCACUGACGCAGCUGCAGCGGCAGCAGCAGCGCUGCAGGCUGCAUGCGCCCUCUCCGCAGCAGCAGCAGCAACAGCAGCAGCAGCAGCUGUCAACUCCACCCUUCUUGCUGCCCACGUGGUCACCUACAAACCCCGUCACUCUCUCCUCUGGUGGCCCGCCCCACAGGCUAUUUGCUUAA
Molecule: messenger RNA, 1601 nt
Organism: Eimeria maxima
Lineage: Eukaryota; Apicomplexa; Conoidasida; Eucoccidiorida; Eimeriidae
Product: CAM kinase, SNF1 family, putative
Exons: 10
Biological process (GO): protein phosphorylation; intracellular signal transduction
Cellular component (GO): cytoplasm
Molecular function (GO): ATP binding; protein serine/threonine kinase activity
Source: RefSeq, a predicted model, not a curated record